CAAAUCCAAAACAAGAUUCUGGGAGCAAAGCAGCGUUAUCAUGAAGAGAUGUUCAAUCGAAGAUGACGAAAUUCACAAUACUUAAGUUUCGGUCGAGUUGUUGGCAUUUGGAUGGAGAUGUUCGUCAAAGGGACCAUUUUAUUUAUUAUAAGGAACAACGUUUAUUCGAAUUUGUUGCUCUUCCCUAAUGGAUAUCGGAAAUGAGAAGCAAAACAAUGUCACAAAUCAACCUGCUGGCCUUGCUACUAAACGACAAGGGCAAUGGAGGGCCGUUUGUGGAGCUGAUCAAAGAUUCUACUUCGUAAACUUAGACACCAAUGUAACACAAUGGCUGCCACCAGUAGAUCUUUGGUCCAGUAAGUUUGGUCUUCCAUAUGGCUGGGAAGCUGGUGUAACUAAUAGUAAUACAAAUUACUUCAUCAAUCAUGUCAACAAGAUUUCCACUCUGGAGGAUCCACGCUCUGAGGCCGAACAAGCAAGCACACAUUUGCAAAUGGCGGCCGCACGAGCUCGAAUAGUUCAAAUCAAAAGAGAUCCGUCUUUGGGGUUCGGGUUUGUUGCUGGUAGUGAAAAACCUGUCGUCAUUCGUUCUGUCAUCUCGGGCGGGCCGUCACAUGGAAAGCUAUUUUCUAACGAUCAGAUUCUAAAAGUUAACGGAGUAGACGUUAGUGAAGUGCCUCAGGAACGUGUCAUUAGUCUUAUCAAGGCGUGUAGUGGUGAGUUAGAGAUCCAUGUUGUAUCUAGCGAAGACUUGCAAGAUGCCAAGAAUCAGGGCCCGCGAAGAUCAUCGUUAAUGAGCAGAGCAACUCGAGAAAGACGUCGAUCGUCGCCUGUUAAUGUGCGCUUCGCCGACGAUAUGGUGCAGUAUAUUGGUCCUGCCGAACAAGCCAGAAGAGCUUCUUUGCCUAUUCUACCGAACGUACUUAAAGUUUUCCUAGAAAACGGCCAAACAAGAUCAUUUCACUACAACCCCAAAACUACUGUACAGGAAAUCUUCAAUACCUUGGGUCCUAAGCUCGAUAUAAAGGCAAUGGAGUAUUUUUGUCUUGUCCUCAGUGGGCCCCAAAAGAACCAGCUAUCCUUCUUACAAAAUCACGAAAAAGUCUCCGAGAUAUAUUUGAAUAGAAACUGUAGUCGUUCUUCUUGGGUUUGUAAACUACGGAUUUGUUUUAUUCCACGCCAUCCCAACGAAUUAUUAGAGAAAGAUCCAGUCGCCUUUGACUAUCUUUAUGACCAGAUAAGUAAAGACAUUGUAGAUGGAUUAUUCGAGAUUGACCUCAGAUACGAUCUAGCAAUCAAGCUCGCAGCUCUUCACAUGCAGCAGAAAGCCACAGAAGCCAAAAAUAAGAUGCCAACAAAAAUUUCCGUUAAGAGUGUCGAAAAAGACUUUGAUGGACUAGGGCACUUUCUUCCUGAAAACAUAAUAAACGGUGUGAAGCUUAAAGAUUUAAGAAAAGUACUGGAACAGCAGAUUAAGUUUAAUCAGAGUUUGGCAGGACUUGGUCAACGGUAUUUGACAAGCAAAGAGUGCAAGAAGCAGUACUUGAAUCUGGCAAGUGAACUGGUGUGUUUUGGAGGAAAAUACUUCAAUGUCAUACUUUAUUCUAACGAUGGUGGUGCAGGCAGUGACACGAAGUCACGCAAGGCGAGACAUCAAGAGGCAACUGUUCUUGUUAGUCCUAAGUAUGGCUUAAGUCAGAUGGUAAAAGGCAAGAUUAAUGUGCUAUGUCAACUAGCUGAACUGGAACAAAUCUCUGAGUUCUCCAUUUCAUUUCACGCUGAAGGAAAGCGACUUUUGACAAUAACAAUGGCGGAUAACAAGGAUUUGGUAUUACUAAUGAAACCCUUGGAUAGCAUGGAUCUUGUUACUUUUAUCGUUGGUUAUCAGAAAUUAUGGAAUUGCACCAUAGCAAAACUUACUAUUAAAGGAGAGAAACAGGAACCGCUUGCUCCGUUGACUGACCAUGAUAUCCCACUGUACGCAUCGUUGCACAAAGUCAUCCCAGACACCUGGUCCUACCCAUCUUUUCUGCAAGUUCCCGGCAGCAAUUCUGAUCAUCAUUUUAAUUUAGACUUGACAAAAGAUCCACCCAAGUACACUCCAUCUAACGCGGGAGAUGCAAAUGGACCCGUGAAUGAUAGCAAUUCAGUAGAUGUAGAUAGCAAUCAUAUUGCUGCAAAACGUUCCUCCGAAGAAAUCAAUGCAGAUGAAACAGACGAGGAAGUUGCGCCUUCCGAGUCUGGUUCUGGGAAAAGAUUUAAGGUUGACAAUUCGGGGUCUUCCAACGAACAAGGAACACGAACCUCCCUUGAAAGUGAAAAUGACUCUGAGAUGGUGGAUUCACCAAGUAAAACGCGUACGUUGUACAGCAUCGCAGAAGAAAGUCAAAAUUUGAAAAACGAAGAUCAAGAACAGGACGAGGAUGAUUAUAUUUCUCAACUUACUAUGGCUGAAGAAAUUUGGCGUCGGAACAGAAAUGAAAGAAUAGAGUUCUCAUUAGAGGCGUCUUCAAGCGAAAGUCAAAAAGAAUCUCAAGAUUUUGAGAGCAGUGAAAAUGCUAGUCCUGAUGAAAUUAAGGAAUCAAAUCAAAUACUUAACGAUAACAUAGAAAAUGAAAAAGAUGGUGAGCCAGAUAGGAUGGUAGGUGACGAUGCAGAUAGUGAUGAAGAAAUUGAGCCCUUUUAUGAGGGGAGGAAAUCAAGUCAUCAAGAACACAAUAAGGAUGAUGAUGAAGUGAAUCUCGGUGAAGGAAUCACUGGCAAUGGAGAAUACGAUGGAGAGAAAUUAGAGCAUGAAGUAAUACGCGAUUUUUUGAAAAAGGAUUAUGUGGAGGCGAAUGAGCUGCAACAAGGGAGAAGCGUCCAGAGUCUUGAUAUAAAUGAUAUUGACCUUGAUGACGUUUCUGGAACUUCUGCGAAGGAUUCUCUUGACCUUCUUGCUGAUUUUAGUUUUACUGGGGAUAUCGACCCCCACGAAAAUGGCUCACCAGCAGAUAUGAAAAAUGGGGAAGACUUUUUAAAGUAUGAAGAUAAAUUUCAGUAUGACCAUGAUGAUGAUGAGGAGGAGGAGGAGGAGGAGGACGAUUAUGAUCAUGAUGAUCGCAAUGAAGAAAAUACUGGGAACCUUCUCAAAAUCGAAACAGAAUUCUCAUCAAAUGUAGGCAAACACUCAUCCGAUGGCUUUACUAUUACCACAAGUGAAAAGGACAAGCCUUCUUUUGAGGACACUUUCGAUAGAUUAUCUUCCGAGAAAAUAGACUUUUUUGAUAAAAAAGAAAACUUUGGGGACUCAGGGGAAAGGGACUUGGAUGAUAAGAAAGACUACGCAUCGCAAAACAAAGCAUCUAGCAAGGAAGAUGAAGAAGAUAAAAAUAUUGAUGAAAACGGUGUCAAUGAAGUUGGGAUUCAAUUGCUGUCUUAUAAGCAAAGGGAAGACCAAGAUAUCCUAGCUGUAAGGCGACCCGUGAUGCCCAAAGAAACAAACGAUUUCAACGACGAAUUGUUGGCGGAUGGCAGUAUCGUGGAUGGAGGUAAUGGACUGGAGGAAAAGGAUUCUGAUUUGUCAUCCUUAUCAUCCCAGGGCUCAAAUAACGUUGAUAGUGGUCCUAGGUAUCAGGAUUCCAGAGUUGUGAGUGAAGAACGAAAUAAAAUGUCUAACUUCAAAGCAAAAGUUAGUAUUGACGAAGUGGACUCGCUGGUUGAAUCUGACACAAAAAUGAGUAAUAAUUUGUCAAAAGCUAAGCAAAAAGGUACUGAUGAGAAUAAGGUACUCCUUUCACAAAGCUACCUUAACGAGGUAGAGCAGCAUGGAAGGCGCAAAAACACUUUACCUGGAAGAAUGGACCAAGACGACGAGGAUAACAGUCCAAAAACUUUAAUUUCUACUGAGCACGACAACGACGAUUCGAACGAAGUCUCCAAGAUGGAUAGAAGAAUUGAUGAUGUAGUGGAUGUUACGACGAGAGACUUGAAGAAUGUUAUGGACAAAUCCUCCCCAAUAGUUUUACUGCUCGGGAAUGAUCCUGGCGAUUCGGAAGACACUUUAGAUAAUUUAAACAAAGACCCCACAGACAAUGGCGACGCUAUUUUAACGAAGGAUGACAUAGAUUUUCAGGAAUUUUCACUAAUGGACUGGAUCAUUCCUUCUCCUCCAGGAUCAACCGAAGAACUCCUUGACAGCGAUAUCUUUGUUGCUUCUCCUCCACCCAUUAGCCCUACUUUUAAGUCUAUAUCUUCUCCCCCUGUCGAACUGAAUGACAACCUUUUUAAUGAGUUAGAAAUAGAUGGUAUGAUUCUUCCUCCGCCACCUAUGGCUUCCUCUUUUAGAUCCGUCAUAAGAAUUGUAUCUCCGCCUCCUUCACAUGUAGAUGGCUCUAUCCAAAAGGAAGAACCAAUAUCAACUGGAAAAUAUAAAGAAAACAUCAUUAACGAUAUAGAAAAGAAUAGGCAAAAAUUGGAAAAUCUCAAGUUGGAAGAUUCCAAAAAUGUAGCAGACGAUGAAUUCGUGCCUGUGAAUUUGACUCAAUGCCGGUCAUCGGAAUCCUCGAGCUCGAUUUUUACAGAUGACUAUAAUAGCGCCGGUAGCAUGGUGUCUUGUUAUAGCUUAAGUAAUGAUUCGCAAAGGACUUCCGAAGAUGAGUUUUUCGACGAUGAACGUAACGAGGUAUUUGGGGAAAUCCAAGAUCUAAGUGUUAGGAAUGUUGCUUUAUUUAAGACACUGGAGCCGGGUAUAACAGGACACAAGGACAUAAGAGUAAAUCCCUUUGAAGAAACAUCUUCGUCACAACCCCCUGAAAAAAAUAUGGAAAUGCAACAAGAAAGAAAUGACGAACUAAAGAACUGUAUAACUGAUGGAAUGAGCGUUUUAGCUCGGGAUAAAAGCAGUGAAAAUGGUGUCCCGGAGGUGAUUGACCAAAUUCCUUUGGAAGAGAAACCAGUUACCGACAUUCCGAGGAAUGGUAUGCCAUAUGAAAACGACUACGAUUGCUUAGAUGAAGUACCAUUCACGAUGGAAAAUGACACCUUGGUGAACAAGGGCUUUGAAACUAAGCCGCAUUUACCAAAGCAAAGUCAACACAGAGCUAUAUCGCUAUCGACUAAUGCGCAAAAGAAUGACAAGCAAUUCGUCGAAGAUACUGAACAGAUUAAUGCAGGUCCAGUGGGACUGAGCGGAAAAUUUGAGAAGUCACAUGUCGAACAAGUUUCUUUGGACAAAUCGACAACUGACAAAGGAUAUGUGAAAAAUAGGACAAAAUUAUUUGAAGGACAAGAAAAACCUGUAGACUUUAAUAGAAUGAAAAAUAAAUCACCAACUAUUUCUCCGAAGAUGAAAGACAAUGUUAAUGGUACCAAGAAGCAACAAACUUUAACUGACAACAAAGUUGACGAAAGUAAAAACCUAAACGUGAAAACCCCUAAGCAAUCGUUAAAACCUUCUGUGACCAAACAACAAACAAUUCCUGUAUUUCUUCCUUGCUACCUGCUAAAAGAAUCCAAUGAUAAGCCGUCUGAAGAAGAAGAGGUGAAUCCUCCUUCGAGUAAUUGGAAUUUGGAAUUGGAAAGUGAGGCUGUCACUGACGAAGACAAAAGUCCUCGAUUGCAGAGAAAAGCACCAGUUAAAAGAACCAUGAACAACAAGAUGCCUACUCAGCACUAUAAAGAUAUGGUUUACAAUGAAGGUAAACUCGAUGUGGGUUCGUCUGAUGAAUAUGUGAAAAUUGAUGGUGCUGGCGCCGUAGAUAAAGACCAUUUGGGUGAAAACAAUGGUGAAAUGGGUCUCGAUGACGAAUCUUCAGUUUUUAAAAGAGAAUGUCUUUCUGCAAAAAUUGAAACCGCAGAUUUAACUGAAAGGAUGAAACUCAGGCUUCAAGGUUGUGUUGAUGAUUGUCAAAGCUCGGCAUUAAAGUCUUCUUAUUUUCCCUAUGCAAACAGCAACAAAUGGAAAGAGGGAGUCCACGAUAAUGCUGUGCUUCUGGGAUCUGACCUCAAACUUCUCAAUAUAAAUGUCCAAGAAAUGAACAGUGACGUCAUCCCGACUAUAAAAUCAUCGUUAGAGAGUCUUCAAAGUCUAGUCAGCUCUUUUGUUUUAGCUUCAACUUCACAUCAGAGAAUCUCUCUUUAUAGCGUACGAAUGCUUGCUGGAAUCCUAAACGAUGUCGUAUCUCUUUACAACGACUUAAUUGUGAAGGUCGAAGAAGCAGCAAGAUUUUAUCCUAACGAAUCGAGAUUGCAAUCCGUGGCAGAGAAAAUGUCUUCUAUGACAGCUCUUAUAGCCUCUUUAAGGCGUACUUUGAAAAGAUUAUGACAUCAACUGCCUGCUAGAAAAGUUUGUUAGACUUGACGAUGCUCUCAAAUAAAAUGAUAUUAUUAUGAGUUCUCCAGUAUAUGCCACGCCUUUGUAAAACGAUUUUCGGAUCCAAAAUGGAGAAGAGAAAAAGGUCUUGUAAAGAUGUCCCCCUGCCCCCAUUUUCGCCCUUUGGUUUUCGUACAUCCAGUCCUUGUCUCUACCGGCCCCUUGAGUUUUUGAAUUUCCUAUAGAGUGCUCUGUUAGAACUGGUACCAUGAUGUCAAACUGUUGGACUCAUCAUAAAAGAAUAACGAUUAGAGUUCGUAAUUUUCACCUUCACAUCUUUUGGUAAAGAUGACCCUUUUGUACCUUGAAAACAUCUAAAUAGGAAAUAGUUUUCACAUAAUUCUAAUACACAGAUUCACGGCUAGGUUGAAUUAAAUGAAUUUCAGUAACUUCUAGAUUGGCGACCAACUAGAGGUAUCAUCUUAGUGCAAGAAUCCUCAUUGGGUCUUUGAAAACUAGCCACUAAAUAGAGGUUGGCUGCUUAAUAGAAGGCCUACUGUACUAAGGGCUCUUUCUAUUAAGUUGAACUGACCAGUUCUAGCGGCCAGUUCUCAAAUGGUAUGCAUCAGUUCUAUAGAACUGGUUGACUGAGUUCUAAAAACUAAUGAGAACUGACACGUAGAAUUUGAGAACUGGCCACUAGAACUGGUCAGUCCGGCUUAAUGGAAAGCGCCCUAAGUUAAGCUGAGUCGUAUCCAGCCUCAUUAAGGGACAAAUCUAUGUUUUGCAGUGAGGACACUCGAACAGUGAACGCUUCAAGUUUUUUGUCAAUUUUUCUAAAAUACAUACUGUAAUCUAACCCUAAUCUAUCAGUCAGUGAGCACAUCGAUUGGAAAUGACAUUCAUUUUUUUCACUCGUGUACUUGAAAUCAUUGAUUUACCUUAUAGGGUAAGAAACAGUAGAAACUUUAGGAAAUAAUAACCUGAAAAAAAAUUAAGGUUUUCAUGGUUCAAGUGUCUUCAAUGUAAACCUUAUUUUCUUAAGGUGAAUAUCAGUGCUGUGCACUUUACUUUAGUACAAUUUUCUAUCCAUGAUCAAUUAAUUCCGUUUUAUUUAAAAUACUAUAAAUAAAAAUAUGUGGGCUAUAAA
Actinia tenebrosa (Australian red waratah sea anemone) is the source of this 7442-nucleotide messenger RNA. RefSeq lists its product as uncharacterized. Gene Ontology annotation, molecular function: protein binding. The record is from RefSeq and is a predicted model, not a curated record. Gene Ontology annotation, cellular component: cytoskeleton. NCBI's taxonomy places the organism in Eukaryota, Metazoa, Cnidaria, Anthozoa, Actiniaria, Actiniidae.